This is a messenger RNA of Cynocephalus volans (Philippine flying lemur), 1263 nucleotides long. It is a transcript of the gene OSR2, whose product is annotated as odd-skipped related transciption factor 2. The coding region runs from base 41 to 979 and encodes 312 amino acids. Lineage: Eukaryota; Metazoa; Chordata; Mammalia; Dermoptera; Cynocephalidae. The record is from RefSeq and is a predicted model, not a curated record. Gene Ontology annotation, biological process: regulation of transcription by RNA polymerase II; embryo development; urogenital system development. Gene Ontology annotation, cellular component: nucleus. Gene Ontology annotation, molecular function: RNA polymerase II transcription regulatory region sequence-specific DNA binding; DNA-binding transcription factor activity, RNA polymerase II-specific. The transcript is spliced from 3 exons.
GGAAAGGGGCGGCUCCUUCCGCCCUCCAGCAUCCCGGAAAAUGGGGAGCAAGGCCUUGCCGGCGCCCAUCCCACUCCACCCGUCGCUUCAGCUCACCAAUUACUCCUUCCUGCAGGCCGUGAACACCUUUCCAGCCGCGGUGGACCACCUGCAGGGCCUGUACGGUCUCAGCGCUGUGCAGACCAUGCACAUGAACCACUGGACGCUGGGGUACCCCAAUGUGCACGAGAUCACCCGCUCCACCAUCACCGAGAUGGCGGCGGCGCAGGGCCUCGUGGACGCGCGCUUCCCCUUCCCAGCUCUGCCCUUUACCACCCACCUAUUCCAUCCCAAGCAGGGGGCCAUUGCCCACGUCCUGCCAGCCCUGCACAAGGAUCGACCCCGUUUUGACUUUGCCAACUUGGCCGUGGCCGCCACGCAAGAGGAUCCCCCUAAGAUAGGAGACCUGACCAAGUUGAGCCCGGGGCUGGGUAGCCCCAUCUCGGGCCUCAGUAAAUUGACUCCAGACAGAAAGCCCUCCCGAGGGAGGUUGCCCUCCAAAACGAAAAAAGAGUUUAUCUGCAAAUUUUGUGGCAGACACUUUACCAAAUCCUACAAUUUACUCAUCCACGAGAGGACCCACACAGACGAGAGGCCGUACACGUGUGACAUCUGCCACAAGGCCUUCCGGAGGCAAGAUCACCUGCGGGAUCACAGGUAUAUCCAUUCCAAAGAAAAACCCUUCAAAUGUCAGGAGUGUGGGAAAGGAUUUUGUCAGUCUAGAACUCUAGCAGUUCACAAAACUUUACAUAUGCAGGAAUCUCCACACAAAUGUCCCACAUGUGGAAGAACCUUUAAUCAGAGAAGUAAUCUGAAAACUCACCUUCUCACCCAUACAGACAUCAAGCCCUACAGCUGCGAGCAGUGCGGCAAAGUGUUCAGGCGAAACUGUGAUCUGCGGCGGCACAGCCUGACUCACACCCCGCGGCAGGACUUCUAGAGAAGCCCAGGAUCUGUCCCGUGCCGCCGCUGCUCCCCUCCCCAGACUCCUCUCUACGCCUCCUACCCAGGGCUCCCACCCCCAGCCCUUCACUGACCCCAGCUCUUCCCUUGCUGCAAUUGCACCUGCAGCUCCAGGGAGUUAACUUUUCUCCAGAACUGUAGAAAGCCACACAUUACAUCCUUUCACAGAGAGCAUAUGCUAGUUUCUUGUAGAUAUUCACGGCUCAUUUUAGAGCUCUGUACAUAAUGUCGUGGGUCUUGUCUUGUUGUUUUGUUUGUUUU